UAGAACUUAUUAUUCUUAUAAUAUAAUUAGUAAUUUCAUAAUUCGAUAUUAUUAAAUAAUAAUUGUACGUAAAUAAUCAGCAGAAUAAUUAAGAUGAACAAUGUUUAAUAUUACCUACUCAGUUUGUAUUAAAAUAGGUCAAGAUGAUUGUAUAAAUACCGACGGUUAGCAUAUCUCUGUUGCAUUCGUAUUCUACCCACCGUAACGUGUACUAAAGAGAAUAUAUUAUUUCGUGUGGAUGUAAAUUGUCUCAAUUGUCGCCGCCACCCUGAGGAUCCGUUUAUACUUCAGAAGCGGGAUUAUGCCAGGCCCAUGCAUUGACGGAUUUGAGACCGCUGAGAAACACAGGCGAUAUAAAAUGCGACGUGUCACCCAAACCGAUGCGGAGGUUAUUCCAACGUUCCGGCCGGAUGAAAAAUCUAGCAACGUCAAGGGAUGGCUGCACAAGAUCGACCAGUUGGAUCACGUAUAUGGAUGGGACAACAAAGACUGCCAGUUCAUCAUGCAGAUAUGUCUUCGUGGGUCGGCUAGGGAUUGUGCGAUACACCACCGCAACUAUACUACACAUCCGCGAAUGGCUACCACAUGGAGAAGAGAAGGUGCUGUUGCUCCAGUUGCAAGAGGGACCGACUUUCAACCAAAGAAAUGUUACGCCUGCCGAAGAGAAGGUCAUGAAACAAAGAACUGCAAAGAGCCGCGCUGCGAGGUGUGCCAUCGCCCGGAACACACGUCGGUCAGCUGAUGGUAUGCGGCCAGCUCUUCACACCCAAAAGUGCCAUACACCAGCGACAAACCAGGCGCCAAUAGCAGCGCUGAUCGCCGUGGGACACGGCAUAUACAGGAUGGCCGAAUGUUAUCGAGCAACACUUCCGGCCUCACAUAAUAAAUUAUUUACGAACUUAGGAAAUAUAUAGAACUUAUUAUUCUUAUAAUAUAAUUAGUAAUUUCAUAAUUCGAUAUUAUUAAAUAAUAAUUGUACGUAAAUAAUCAGCAGAAUAAUUAAGAUGAACAAUGUUUAAUAUUACCUACUCAGUUUGUAUUAAAAUAGGUCAAGAUGAUUGUAUAAAUACCGACGGUUAGCAUAUCUCUGUUGCAUUCGUAUUCUACCCACCGUAACGUGUACUAAAGAGAAUAUAUUAUUUCGUGUG
Molecule: messenger RNA, 1148 nt
Organism: Bombyx mori (domestic silkworm)
Lineage: Eukaryota; Metazoa; Arthropoda; Insecta; Lepidoptera; Bombycidae
Exons: 2
Coding region: 381-914 (177 amino acids)
Source: RefSeq, a predicted model, not a curated record